AGCCCCAAGAGUGCGGAUUCCAGUGUGGUGAGCUGACUCCAUUCCUGCAGAGCGGAGGGUGCAGGCACCAUCACGGAGGAAGGCAGCUGGCCACCGGCCACGACUCUGCGGGCUCGCUGCACGUGCCCUUGGUGAGCCAGGUCCUCUCUGACAUGGCUUCCAGCACAGACACCCCAAGCGGCAUCUCCCACAAUGCCAGCUUCUGCCAUCCUCAUCACCCACCCCGGGCAGCCAGUGUGACACUCUGUCUGUUCUACACAGUCCUCCUGGUCUUCAGCACCCUGGGAAAUACACUUGCCCUCUUCCUUGCCUGUCAAAAGGACAAGAAGAUCAACUCAACCAGCGUCUACUUGGUCCACCUGGCAGUGUCCGACCUUCUGUUCACACUGGCUCUGCCUGGGAAGAUCACCUACUACGCGCUGGACUUCAGCUGGCCUUUCGGGGAAGGGCUCUGCAGGCUGACGGCGUUCAUAUUCUACAUGAACACCUACGGGGGGAUCUACCUCAUGACGUGCGUGAGCGUGGACCGCUACCUGGCUGUGGUCCGCACCCACCAGCGCCCCCAGCUCCGCAGUGCCAACCGAGCAAGGCUGGUCUGCAUGGCCGUCUGGGCCCUGGCGGGCCUGCAGACGGUGCCCCUGCUCUUGAUAACCCUGACCGGGCCUGUGGCAGGCAAGGUCACCUGCAUGGAGUACGCCAGCGUUGAGAAGGUCUUCAGGCUGUCCCUCAUCAUCCUGGGGGCUUGUGUCGUGGGCUUCUGGGUGCCGCUGGGGGUCAUGCUAUUUUGUUACGUGCAGAUCACAGUGAAACUGUGCAGGACGGCCCGGGACAACCCUCUGACAAGCGAGAAAGGGCACCACCGGCGGGCCUGCCUGCUCACGCUGGUGGUGCUGGUCGCCGUGUUGGUGUGCUUCAGCCCCUACCACCUCAACAUCGCCCAGUUCAUGGUGAGGCAGAUGCUCUACCUGCCCUCCUGCCCCGAGCAGAGCGCCUUCAAAGUGUCCCUGCAGCUCACCGUGUCCCUCAUGAACAUGAACUGUGCCAUCGACCCCCUCAUUUACUUCUUUGCAUCCACACGUUACAGGGAGUGGCUCCUUGGCAUUUUAAAGCUCAGAGCGGCAGCACCCUCCUCUUCCCCGACGAGAACGUCCUCGGAGACACAAAGCACCACCAGGCUGGGGGCUCCGCCCUCAGAGGAGAAUGAAGUCUAAUGGCUCUAAAACUGCAUCCAGGGAGCCGUUCGGGGCUGGGGGCCUGGCGUGUAUGUAAUG
Messenger RNA from Myotis davidii, 1271 nucleotides. Its product is annotated as G-protein coupled receptor 183. Gene Ontology annotation, molecular function: G protein-coupled receptor activity; oxysterol binding. Bases 153 to 1211 code for a protein of 352 amino acids. Gene Ontology annotation, cellular component: membrane. The record is from RefSeq and is a predicted model, not a curated record. Gene Ontology annotation, biological process: G protein-coupled receptor signaling pathway. The transcript has 2 exons. NCBI's taxonomy places the organism in Eukaryota, Metazoa, Chordata, Mammalia, Chiroptera, Vespertilionidae.